AUGCAGGGCCUGAUCAGGUCUGCAGGCGCAUGGCUGCGCGCAGACUCCCCCGUGGUGUCGUCGGCAAGUCUGGCCUGUGCAUGGCCAGUGCUGCCGGCAUGGAGCUGGCGCCAGCCUCCGCACCCGGCCCGCUGCACCAGCACCGAGGCCGAGGCUCCUGAGAGGGAGGCUCCCCAGGGCGAGGCCUCUCCCCGUGGCUUCCUGGCGGGGGGCCACUCUGUGGAGGACUUCCCACCCUCCCACAUCAGGAACUUCUCCAUCAUCGCGCACGUGGACCACGGCAAGUCCACCCUGGCAGACCGCCUGCUGGAGCUGACGGGGGCCAUCAACCCCGGCGCCAAGCAGUACCUCGACAAGCUCCAGGUGGAGAAGGAGCGGGGCAUCACGGUCAAGGCCCAGACGGCGAGUCUGGUGUUCAAACACGAGGGCGAGCAGUACCUGCUGAACCUGAUCGACACCCCGGGCCACGUCGAUUUCUCGUACGAGGUCUCGCGCUCCCUGGCGGCCUGCCAGGGCGCCAUCUUGCUGGUGGACGCCAGCCAGGGCGUGCAGGCCCAGACGGUGGCCAACUUCUGGCUGGCCUUUGAGCAGGACCUGGCCAUCAUCCCCGUGCUGAACAAGAUCGACCACCCCGGGGCGGAGCCGGCGCGGGUCACCGCCCAGCUGGCGGAGGCCUUUGACCUGGACCCUGCCGCGGUGCUGGCAAUCUCGGCCAAGACCGGGGCGGGGCUGGACCGGGUGCUCCCCGCCGUGGUCGAGCGCGUCCCCCCCCCGCGCGGCGACCUGGCCGCCCCGCUGCGCGCGCUGCUGUUUGACGCCUACCACGACGAGUACCGCGGCGUGGUGUGCCUGCUGGCGGUGGCCGACGGCGCCGUGGGGCGCGGCGACCGCGUCACAGCCGCGGCGGCCGGCCAGAGCUACGACGUGGUGGAGGUGGGCCUGCUGGCGCCGGAGCCGGUGCCCACGCCCAGCCUGCGCGCGGGGCAGGUCGGGUACGUGCUGGCAGGGAUGAAGGACACGCGUCAGGCGCGGGUGGGCGACACCUGGCACGCCGCACGCGCGCCCGUGCCGGCUUUCCCUGGCUUCAAGCCCGCACAGAGCAUGGUGUUCGCCGGCAUCUUCCCCGUCUCCGCCGACGGGCACGAGCGCCUGGCCGCAGCGAUGGCCCGCCUGGCGCUGACCGACGCCAGCGUGGCGGUGCGCCGCGAGAACUCCAACGCCCUGGGCGCGGGCUUCCGCUGCGGCUUCCUGGGCCUGCUCCACCUGGACGUCUUCCGGCAGCGCCUAGAGCAGGAGCAUGGCGCCGACGUGCUGGUCACUGCCCCCACCGUGCCCUGUCGGGUGGUGCUGCAAGGGGGCGAGAGCAUCGAGCUGAGCAACCCCGCCGACUUCCCCACCGACGUACGGGUGGAGGCGGUGUGGGAGCCCACUGUGCGAGCCACGGUCGUGACCCCGGAGGAGUACGUGGGGGCGCUGAUGCAGCUGUGCACCGCCGCGCGGGGGGAGCUGCUCGACCACGUGGUCCUCGACCCCGGGCGCACCAUGCUCAAGUACACGCUGCCGCUGGCAGAGCUGGGCGGCGAUUUCUACGACGAGCUCAAGUCGGCGUCCUCCGGCUACGCCAGCCUGGACUAUGAGGAGGGCGAACCGCGGCGCGCGCCCAUGCAGCGCCUGGACAUCCUGCUCAACGGCGAGCCCGUGGAUGCGCUGGCGCGCAUCGUGCACCGCGACCGCGCGGAGCCGCUGGGGCGGCGACUGUGCGCGGCGCUGGCGGGGGCCCUGCCCCAGCAGCAGUUCCAGGUGGCCGUGCAGGCGGCGGCGGGGGGGCGCGUCGUGGCUCGGGAUACCAUCCGCGCGCUGCGCAAGAACGUGCUGGCCAAGUGCUACGGCGGGGACGUGUCGCGCAAGCGCAAGCUGCUGGAGAAGCAGAAGGAGGGGAAAAAGCGGAUGCGACAGCUGGGGUCGGUGGAGGUGCCCACCGACGUGUUCCAUGACCUGAUGAAGGUGCGCAGCCGGUAG
Molecule: messenger RNA, 2019 nt
Organism: Auxenochlorella protothecoides
Lineage: Eukaryota; Viridiplantae; Chlorophyta; Trebouxiophyceae; Chlorellales; Chlorellaceae
Product: Translation factor GUF1-like protein, mitochondrial
Exons: 5
Coding region: 1-2019 (672 amino acids)
Biological process (GO): positive regulation of translation
Cellular component (GO): mitochondrion
Molecular function (GO): GTPase activity; mitochondrial ribosome binding; GTP binding
Source: RefSeq, a predicted model, not a curated record